UUUUGUAUCAGCGAGACGCUCAGUCAAAGUGCGUGACAAAUCGGCUAAUGGAUGAUUCUUCAUUUGCCUUCCACUUUUUUUGUACUCUGCUUUUCAGCGUUUGGAUUUUUGACAAUUUGUUUUCAUCUUCGAACACUCUCGUUCACAAGUGAUGUUUACGCCUCAAGCAGAGAUAGAUUCCCUCAUAACAGUAAGUUAGCGGAUCAUGGAGAAGCUGACAUCAUAUACCUUGUACAAGCACAGAGUUGUCUAACUGAGCAUUACACUUCAUUUAUAAAAUUAGAAAGUAGAACUAGACGUGAUGUUUUAGUGUUGAGUUGGGGCAAACGAUGUCACGAUUUGUCCACAAAUCUAAGCAGUGUGGUUUACAUUCAUGGUAAGAAUACUUCAUGGAGUUCAGGGCGAAAUUUGUUGUACCAUAUGGCUUUGCAGAGGAAUAAGGGCUAUCUAUACUACGUUUUCCUUGAUGAAGAUAUCGAGUUUAUCUUCACAUCGAAUAUGACCCAUGAUAUGGGUUACAAGGAGGGAACUAAACAUCCACUUGAGGCCUUUGAAAACUUUCUUCUGGAAUACGAACCCGCAGUAGGUCUGUGCAAUUAUUGCAGUCGUUGCGGGAAACUAGCGGAAAACGGCUCCUACUAUGUUCCCGCACUUUGUUGCUCGGCGCGCCCUGCAACUGGAAAUCUCCCGCCGAUUUUACCGGUUACAAUAUCUUUUGACGCCGCUGUGAAUGCAUUUCAUACCAAGGCAGUUAAACAUCUUCUGCCUUAUAGACUGGACUACGAGGAGAUUAGCUGGUGGGAGAGCCAAAAAUACGUUAUUUUAAGGUCAGAUAUUUUAUUUCGUGGUCAAGUUAUUCGCUACACGCCGGUGACUGCCAUCAACAACGAGCACAGAGAUUAUCCUCAACGACCAAUCGACAACUGGGGGAAUAUACUGCUCGAUAUAAGGAAACUCAUGCCGGAAAAGUACAAGAAUCAAAGCGUUUUUAGUAAGAAUCUGGAAGUUGACAUGAUUCCAGAAAUCUCUGGCAAUUUCCUUUCCACACCGUUAUGGAAUAUUUCAAUUCCUGGUCCUAAAGUACCGAUUCAACCUUACAGUCAUUUCCAUAAAUAGCAUGAACAAAAGGCAAAAAUUUAAAACAUUAUAGGAAAUUUUUGAUAAUUAUCACCCACUCCUGUCGUCUUAGAACCUUCAGAUAUUCUUACAUGUAAUAAGGCUGAUUUGUAGGAUCUGUUCUUUCCUUGCUCGCUUCAUUUGCAUUUAAUGUUUUGGCGGUAAUAGCCCGUUGAAAUGGAAACCUGAAAAAAGUGAACAACCUCAGUAAAAUGGGCGCUUGAAUAGGUGAUGAUAUAAGCUUACUUUUGGUAUUUGUCUGCUCUAAAACCGAUCUUAAUUCAUGCGGUUGAGGAGAGUUUAGGA
Messenger RNA from Stylophora pistillata, 1422 nucleotides. RefSeq lists its product as uncharacterized. The record is from RefSeq and is a predicted model, not a curated record. Lineage: Eukaryota; Metazoa; Cnidaria; Anthozoa; Scleractinia; Pocilloporidae.